AUGACAGAAGUGAUCUAUAUCGCGCCUCUGGCCUCAUCUCCUCAUCAAAUUACCGAAGUGCCUAGCGCCAUGUCAGGAGCUUUCCAAGACAGCACCACCGCGAGAUACUUCAGGGCUGGCGGGCCAAACCUCUGCGAGGCACCCUAUAACUACCGCAGCCUCCCAAGCGAGCAUAUCCCUCAUGGCGAUGUUAAGCGUAUCCUCUAUAAUCGCAACAUACGGUUCUUGACGACAUCGUUUGUGGAAUGCACACCAAGCUACGACGACAUAGCAGAGCCAACUCAAGCAUUACAAGUUCUAGCUCACCGGCCAGAGAACGACACUCGAGAGAACUGGCAGCAUGCAGCACGAGAAAUACAGGCUCUUCUUCGCAACCAUGAUCUCGACAAUAUCACGGUGGAUAUUAUUGAUUGGUGUUUCGCGCAGGGCCCCCCAAUCUACCCAUGCAAGUCGAGCGAUGCAAUCUUUCCAAAGUGGGACGCGGUUCGCAAUCGAAUUUUGCAAGUGGUGGUUGAUGUGUCUGGGUUUCAGCUUCUCGGGUGUUAUCGGAUCGGAUAUGAUUGUGAUGCUGAGAACAGCACCCCUUCUGUCCUAGUCACGGUCGACCCGAAACACAAGCGAGACUGGAGCAUUGUUGAGAAGGAUAUCAGGGAUAUCCUGAAUGGGUUUGACCUUCAUAUGGUCGAUGUGCGCAUCUUCAAGGAUCGUGAUAUUUUCUGUGCCAGCCGAUCAUCGGCCGGAAGGCAAAGUAUCUGCCCUAUACCUCCUCCUGUUGAAGACGAAUGCCCCAUGGCGGUGACCAUUGGAAGUGAUUUGGGUGCUCACAAUAGCGAGCGUUAUGGUACCUUCGGUGGGUGGCUCGAUCUACAACAGAAGUCUGGCUCUGAAUGGCAGCAAUUUGGUGUGACCUGCCGCCAUUGCGUGCUUGGUCACGCCUUCAAAGGCCUUCGUAUCUUCGAGAAGAAGGAUGAAGCGCUAAACCAUAUGGAAGUGAUGGCAGAGGAUCCCAACAAUUCGACUCCUCAUGCUACUGAGUCCCCCUCACCAGGAAAGGUGGACUACGAGAAACACGGAGGCGUUCCGCGCUCUGGAGGAGAUGGAAGCGGAAGCGAACCUCCACGGGGAUCUAGCAAAAAAUGGGAAUGCCUGAGGGAGAGACUUAGCCGCCUAGAAAACCAUCUUGCAGAGCUAGAGGCCUACAAACGAGCAAACAGCUAUGAGUUUGGCGAGGUCUGGGCUGACUCUGGUGAUGAUACUCGAAGCACGACGACAAUUAUGGACUGGGCACUCUUGAAACCCCAUCCAAGUCGCGCAUUUCCGUUCAAUGAGUUUCGGUCAUUCAAAGCUCUCGGAAGGUAUCAACCUAUAGGAAGUACCGGAUAUAUCCAAGCCGGUAUUGAGCUGUCCAACGAGCAGCAGCUUGCAAAAUAUGGUUUCCAAACAGGGGUGACCCGGGGAAAGUAUAACGAACUUGCAACUACAGUUUUCACGGUUUCAAAAACCGGUGAAAUACGGACGACAGAGGAACAUUCAAUUCUUUAUCAGCCAAACAUCACCUCGUUUGAACCCGGUGACUCCGGCUCACUUGUGUACGACACGAGUGGCUGCAUAGCAGGACUGGCCUUUGGUGCCCAAAUGUCGGGCCGGAUUGUCGUUUUUACCCACAUUGACAGCUUGAUUGCUGACAUCAAGGGCCAGACUGGAGCUGAACAAGUCAUCUUUUAUGGACAGAAACAGCCAACAGAGGCAUACGACGAAGAUCUAAGCUAA
Aspergillus nomiae NRRL 13137 is the source of this 1770-nucleotide messenger RNA. RefSeq lists its product as uncharacterized. The coding region runs from base 1 to 1770 and encodes 589 amino acids. The transcript has 4 exons. The record is from RefSeq and is a predicted model, not a curated record. NCBI's taxonomy places the organism in Eukaryota, Fungi, Ascomycota, Eurotiomycetes, Eurotiales, Aspergillaceae.